Messenger RNA from Klebsormidium nitens, 3420 nucleotides. NCBI's taxonomy places the organism in Eukaryota, Viridiplantae, Streptophyta, Klebsormidiophyceae, Klebsormidiales, Klebsormidiaceae. The record is from the annotation of a GenBank genome assembly.
GUCUCUUCGAAACCAGCUGGGGAAUACCGUAGGACCUACCAGGAGACCCGGCCACUUUUCGAGGUGCACUGCACGACCAAGGUGGUCCCAUCAGAAAGCCGUGCUUUGAUCCAAGAGCUGACUGUUGAUCAGGUUCCCUUAGCACCGGCAUUGAUCUUGGAUCGAGAAAGUAGUGCACAGAACGUCUUUUUUCACGUUGCCUCACCAACUUUCGUUUGGCCAGCGAAGGCCACGAUCGCCGCGAGGUUCCUCGGAUCCUGAUUCUAUGCUUUGGUAGUUGCGGUUCUAGGAUCAAGAAAGAGAGCCUCUUUCUAUCCUUGACUUUGAAAAGCAUAUAAGGGAUUAUCGUAAUGGCUUCAUCACUGAUCAUCCUCCUUGUGGCGCUCCUAGCCCCAUUCACACUCGCCCAGGUCCCCGCCCCCGCCCCUGUGGGAACAGCCCCCAACUCCAGCUACAUUGCAAUUAACUGUGGCGGUGUCACGCCGGUAAAUUCCAGCAUUCCAAGCUACUAUGGGGGGGUGACUUAUGGGGCGGGACCCUUCUAUUCUCCCAACAAUUCUUUGGUGUCCACCAGCAGUGCAGCCCCUGGUGUGAUCUUUGCGCCUGACGCAUUCUACUCGGGGGAGAGCACCAAGCCGCUGAGCUAUCCGGGUCCACUGAAUGCGUCGGUUCAGGACGCAGCUCUGUAUCUGACGGAGCGGUAUGGGCUGAAUUUCAGGUACGACUUCAACGUUCCUAACGGCAACUACACGGUCUUCCACUACUUCUCGGAGCUCCAAUACAACACCAUUGGCGCCCGCGUGUUCAACGUCAGCAUCCAAGGCGUGGUGGUUGCUCCCUUGGUCGAUAUCUUUGCGCUCGCGGGCGCAAACGCGAGCCUGAUCGUCCCUGUGAACACCACCGUCACAAACGGACUGCUGACGGUCGCGUUCGCCACCGUUUUUGCCACUAACACGGCCGGCCAGGCCAAGGUGAAUGCGCUCCGGAUUGUUCCGCUUGCCCCGCCCGCCACGGCCUUCUCUAACACCCCUCCCUCCAGCUACCGUAUCGAUGCGGGUAGCAACGCUAGCUACACGUCAGCAAAUGGGACCGUGUUUGCCAGAGACGCCUUCUACUCAGGUUCAUCUGCGAUUGGCAACGCCACCGUUGCAAACACCACCGCCGAUGCGCCGCUUUACACCACCGUUAGGACGGGCCCCGCCUUCGCCUACUACCUUAACCUGCUCAACGGUUACUACCUGGUCACGCUCCGGUUUGCGGAGGGCCAGUUCACACUGCCGGGGCAGAGGGUGUUCUCGGUUGAUGUACAGGGCAACCCCGCCUUCCCAGCCGUCGACAUUGUCGCUAACUCCUCCGCCGGGUUACCGCUAACCCUCCGCACAACCGCGGUGGUUGCGAACGGUCAGCUCCGGAUUCAGUUCACCGGACUGAACGGCACAGCGGCUUCCGUCGCCACUAUUGAGGUGACGCCCCUAGUGGGCGGAACGAAUACGACGGUCGCCAUCGACUGCGGAUCACCUAUUGACGUCAUCUCAGGGGACGGGAUUAUCUACCAAAAGGACACCUUCUUUGCUGGUGGAGCGGCUCUUUCCACAAACCCGUACCAAACCUUCCAGCCGUUCAACCAGCAGAUUGACGAUUUCCUGUACCCGACCGCGCGCCAGGGCAACUUCACGUACAACGUAUCGCUGCCCAAUGGAGCGUAUCUCGUGACGCAUCACUUCGCCGAGCUGGUAGCGACCGGCCCCGGCCAGCGGAUCUUCGACGUGAUCCUGCAAGGCGCGACCGCCCUAUCUCAGUUCGACAUCUUCGCUGUGGCGGGGGGGAACGCCACGGUCUACAAAGUGCAGGCCCCCGUUAACGUCACCAACGGCUUCCUCACCGUCAGCUUCCAGACCAGCCCCGCCGCGUUUUCCCUCCCCAACGUCACGCUCUCCAACUACACUCUGGGGGGGACGAAUUUCACGAACGCUCUUCUCCCCCCUAUGAUAAACGCCCUCCUGAUUCAGCCGGGCAUCCCCCCCCCGAACGCAACCGCCACUGCCCCGGCCUCUGCCCCCGCUAUUGGGCUGGGUACCCUUCCGAUUCCCGCUGUGACCGCGGCUGUCGUCGCCCCCGCCCCCGCCGUUCCGCCCGGCCCGGCCCCGCCCGCCCCCCCCCGCGACCCCGAACGCCCCCCCGCCCCCGACCCCGUAUUUCGCUUACCAGCCAACCCGUCCUGCCCGGCGAACGGCGCGGCGCCACAGGCGAUCAACUGCCUGGCCCCCUGCCCCACAUACACCCCACCCUACACCCUCAACGUGGCUGUUAACACCGGGGGCGGGGGAUAUGUGUCAUCAUGCGGCGUGACGUUCGAAGAGGACUACCAGGACGCGACACGUUGCACCCCAAAUAACCAGGUUCCGGCCGGCCUCAGGUGGUGCCGGUCCAACAUCGACGGACCGCAGGGCGGCUACCUCGCAGCCACAACGGAGCAGAUUGCUAACACGACCGACCCCACCAUUUUCCAGUCCGAGUCGAUCGGGUGGAACUUCUACUAUUUCACACUCCCCGCCCCAGGGAACUACUACGUCUCCUCCUACUUUGCGGAGACUUCGGGCAAGGACCCGGUGAUCAAUGUGAAUAGGCCCAACCUCCGGGUGUUCUACAUCCACUACAAUCUGAACCCUGCCGACUCUCAAGGCCCAAUCGACACCUUCGCCGACGCAGGCAACCAGAAGUUCGUGCCGAUUCCCACCGUAUCCAGAGUUGUCAGUUGCCCUACAACUACGCUCGUCGUCGAGAUGUCCCCAACCCAGGCGCGCGACGCACCCAAGGUUAACGCCAUCUGGGUUUACGGUCCCGUUCCCGCAAACUAUGACCCCGCAACAGCUGGAGCCGUUACCACAACGGCUGCGUCGGCUCCAACCGCGGCAAAAACAGCUGCCGCUCCCACAUCGGCAUAAAUAGCAAAAUUGAGAACACGCAAGUGGUACAUUGCAGGUGCACAAGUUGUGGCGAGAAAAUCCGUUUGCACAGAGCUAAUUUAUGAUUGUUGCAAGCACACUGGUGUCGGAUGAAGUUAUUGAACAGGUCUAGGAUUGAACUUUCGCAUUGGUGGACACCGCUGGAUCGAUUUCACGCAAAACGGUGUUGACGUCGAUAAAGGUGUUGACUGGUCGUAGGUAUAGGGCUUAUGGUCACCGAUUUGCAUGUCUUUUAUGACACCUUCCAAUCAAGCAGAAGACUCGGGUUCUCAUAGUUUAGAGCCUUUGAAAAUCUGCGCGGGCGGUACUGAGCUGCAUGGACAAGUGAAUUCCAGGCCGGCUAAUAAACCUUGCUUUCGUGCAAUCAAUCUCUGAAUGCGCCUGGCACUUAAAUGAGUCAUCACCGCGGUUCGUAGAGACAAGCUCAAUCCUUCAAAUGUUUACUAAAUCGCAG